Molecule: messenger RNA, 1102 nt
Organism: Fonticula alba
Lineage: Eukaryota; Rotosphaerida; Fonticulaceae
Exons: 4
Coding region: 51-845 (264 amino acids)
Source: RefSeq, a predicted model, not a curated record
CCCCCCCCUCCUCCACCGCGCAUUUCCCUUCCCCGCUCGCCUCCCUUCCCAUGACAUACACGCGCCUGCCUGGGCAACGGGCGCAGCGCCCGGCCUGCCUGCUGGUCCUGGCCCUGCUCUUGGCCCUUCUGUCGCUGGCGCACCUGCCCGGGCCGGCCGCCGCUGGCGCCGCCACCGAAACCACCGAGGUGGUGUUCCUCCGGCCAAACACCGAUCCCGCCUCGCGGCGAGCCUUCUCCGGCAAGCUCCUUCGCGAGGACAUGUGCGGCCCGAUCACGGCCGCGGCCCACGUCCGCGCCACGCCGGUACCCGGGCCGGCCGGCCCCACCGCGGCCCCCGCCCGGCCGGCCAUUGUGACCCCUGUCCGGCGCGACGGGAGCUUCGUCUUCGACUCGCUCGAUCGCCAGGCCGCAUACAUUCUCGAGGUCCAGGGGGCCGGGUGCCUGUACCCCCCCUGGCGGGUGUUCCCCGAUGCGCAGGCCCUGGACGCGGCGCCGAUGGUGGUGCAGCUCCGGCCGACCGGGCUCUUCCGGCCCUUCCGUGCGCGCACCUCCUCCUGGACCCUGUACGGGAUUGCCACGCACCCGCUCAUGCUGUCCCUGGGCCUGCCCCUGGGCAUGAUGUGGCUCAGCUCGCUCAUCUUCAACUCCAUGGAUGUGGAGGAGAUGCGCCAGGCCCAGGCCGAAAUGGCCAGCCUGGUGCGCGGGUCCCUCGGGGGCGGCGGGACUGGCACGCCGCCGACGCCGGCCAUCGGCCCGGCCGACGCCGGCCCCCGCCCCCCGGCCGUCCUGUCCCAGGGCCCGGCGGUCGGCCUGUCCGCCCCCCGGCGCCGUGCCGGGCAUUGAGCCGGCGCCGGCCAUCCAAUGGAAAUGCCCUCCUCCCCGCCGUGGGUCGUUGUGUUGCCGGCCAUUGUUUGGCCUCCUGCCUUCGGGAAGCGCGUCACCACCGGGCGCUUGCAUGCGGCUGCCUGUGUGGCCCCGUGCAUGGCCCGGCUGCCUGUGUGGCCCCGUGCAUGGCCCGGCUGCCUGUGUGGACCCGUGCAUGGCCCGGCUUCCUCGCGCCAGUGCACACCCACCCGCCCACCCACACACACACACACACA